This is a messenger RNA of Anopheles nili, 1110 nucleotides long. It is a transcript of the gene Snr1, whose product is annotated as SWI/SNF-related matrix-associated actin-dependent regulator of chromatin subfamily B member 1. The transcript is spliced from 2 exons. Gene Ontology annotation, cellular component: nucleus; nuclear chromosome. Gene Ontology annotation, molecular function: transcription coregulator activity. Bases 1 to 1110 code for a protein of 369 amino acids. Lineage: Eukaryota; Metazoa; Arthropoda; Insecta; Diptera; Culicidae. Gene Ontology annotation, biological process: regulation of transcription by RNA polymerase II; chromatin remodeling. The record is from RefSeq and is a predicted model, not a curated record.
AUGGCUUUAAAAACGUACGGUGAUAAACCGAUCAGUUUUCAAGUAGAAGAAAAUGGCGAAUAUUACUGCGUUGGAUCUGAGGUCGGAAACUAUUUGCGCCUCUUCAGGGGAAGUUUGUAUAAAAAGUACCCCGGCAUGUCCCGACGAUUGUUGACGAAUGAAGAACGUAAACGACUGCUUGAUUCCGGCAUUAGUAAUCAUCUUUUGUCCAGCUCCGUUUCGUUACUAAAGGCGACGGAAGUACAGGAUGUGCUAGAUGGAAAUGACGAGAAAUAUAAGGCCGUAUCGGUGCAUACAUCCGAGCCUCCUGCACCAAGGGAAAGCAAAUCUAGCAAGAAGCAACCACCAUGGGUGCCGACAAUGCCCAAUUCGAGCCAUCUGGACGCGGUUCCGCAAGCGACACCAAUCAAUCGGAACCGCGUGUAUAACAAGAAAGUGCGCACAUUUCCGAUGUGUUUUGAUGAUACUGAUCCGACGCUGAACGUAGAAAAUGCAUCGCAAACUGAAAUUCUAGUGCCGAUUCGUUUAGAUAUGGAAAUUGAAGGUCAAAAACUGCGUGACACAUUCACCUGGAAUCGGAACGAAUCCAUGAUCACACCGGAGCAAUUUGCUGAAGUGCUAUGUGACGAUUUGGAUCUCAAUCCUACUCCGUUUGUGCCAGCAAUUUCAGCCGCCAUUCGACAGCAGAUUGAAGCGUAUCCGAAUGAGCCGGUCCUAUUGGAGGAAGGGUCCGAUCAACGGGUUUUGGUUAAACUUAACAUACAUGUUGGCAACACUUCACUGGUAGACCAAGUCGAAUGGGACAUGGCUGAGAAGGAGAAUAACCCUGAGGAUUUCGCUAUCAAGCUCUGUGCUGAGCUUGGACUCGGUGGCGAGUUUGUUACUGCUAUUUCCUAUUCGAUUCGUGGCCAGUUGUCUUGGCAUCAACGAACGUAUGCGUAUAGCGAAACUCCGCUCGCUACGGUAGAGGUACCUUUUCGAACUCCUAGUGAGGCCGAUCAAUGGGCUCCAUUUCUCGAGACGCUUACCGAUGCAGAGAUGGAAAAGAAGAUUCGAGACCAGGAUCGUAACACUCGACGUAUGCGCAGAUUAGCUAACACAUUUACAUAA